Molecule: messenger RNA, 7873 nt
Organism: Asparagus officinalis (garden asparagus)
Lineage: Eukaryota; Viridiplantae; Streptophyta; Magnoliopsida; Asparagales; Asparagaceae
Exons: 16
Coding region: 670-7392 (2240 amino acids)
Biological process (GO): vacuolar acidification
Cellular component (GO): RAVE complex
Molecular function (GO): protein binding
Source: RefSeq, a predicted model, not a curated record
CCGCCGCCCCAACCGCCGCAAAUCGCCAUCGAUUUCAUCCCCGACUUCGGCGGAUCCUCAUGGAUCGCGUACGGCGCCUCCUCGCUCCUCGUCAUCUCCCACUUCCCUUCUCCCCUCAACGAUUCCGAAACCCUAAUUGGCCCCUCCUUCCAACAAGUCAUUGAUCCUAUUGCUUCUCCCUCUUGCUCGACCGCCGACGACAUCGUCGCCGUCCGCUGGAGCAGCGCUCGCCCCUCCGACGGAGAGAUCACGGCUGCGGUCGGGGAUUGCGUGUUCUUGUUCUGUCCUGACUCGGCUACUGCAUCAGGGUCAUUCUGCUGGAGACAGACUGCAAGCCUCCUACAGUCUUCUGAAGUAGAGGCCAUUGAAUGGACAGGUUCUGGUGAUGGGCUAAUUGCAGCUGGUACUGACGUGGUUGUUUGGAAAAGAAAGAAUACAUCAUGGGAAAUAGCAUGGAAGUCAAAAGCUGAUAUUCCUCAAGCUCUGGUUUCUGCAACCUGGUAUGCUGAAGGACUCAUUGCAACAGCUGCAAACUUAUCAGUUUGCUGUACUGAUAUAAAUUCCAAUUGUUCUUUUUUUAGAGAAGAUUGUGCUCGUGUAUCAGUUUAUCAUAGUGAUGGAAGAUCUGGGUCUGUGAAGGUUCUAUUGUGCCAUCCUCAGCCUGUUACCAUGAUUCAAUGGAGGCCCUCCACCAUAACACGGUCAAGUGAAGAUUUUCCAGAUUCAUGGAGGGAUGUGCUGUUAACAUGUUGUUCAGAUGGAACAGUAAGACUGUGGAGCGAAAUUGACAAUGGCAGAACUAGGAAAUACAACAAGGGCACACAUGAACACAAGAGUGCCAGAUGUUCUUUCCACGUUGGUACUGUAAUUGAAAUGAACCAGAGCUUGGGCGGAACUCUUGGCAAGGACAUAUUCAUAGAGUGGGUAAUAGAACUUGGCAGUGUAAUUUCUAAAUUAGAAGGAGAUAGUUACUGUCUAUCAUCAGCUAGUUUGGAACAGGAUCAGAUUGGCAAGUGUGAGUGGUUGAUCAGUGUAGGACCCACGCACACUCUUACUUUCUGGGCGAUCCAUUGCCUGGAUGACAUGAAUCCAUUACGAUUUCCACGGGUGACUUUGUGGAAGAAACAAGAUUUAAAGGAUUUUAGGUCAUACAACCUUUCCGAUACUGACUGCUCAAAUGUCAAAGAUCAAUCUAUCCUUAUAAAAGCUGUUGCUUUGAGGAAUCGGAUGUUUGGCCCUCCAGUUGAAUGCUCCUUUGUUCAGUUGUUACCCAAUAAUUCAGUAAGUUGGUCACAGUUAUAUAGCCCAACCAAGACUUCUGAGAACAGAUCCUUGGGUCAAAUCAGUAAGGAGAAAAGUCUAUCACAUUUUGCAGGUGGAGUUCUAAAUCAAGACGGGCAUACAGGCAUCAUUCUGGAACUCUCUAUUCAUCCAUACUGUGAAAUUGAGCUUGCUGCAUCAUUGGAUUCACACGGGGUUCUUCUCUUCUGGUCCCUUCCUACGAUUUCCAAUUGGACCUUGGGCAUGCAAAUGCUUGGUCCUACGUGGAAACCGAUAGGAAGAAUCAGCUCACAAGAUUUGUGCAAUGGUGCCAAAUAUUCUAGUUUGAGGUGGGCACCUUCAGUUUUGGAUGAUAACUUGUUUCUACUUUUAGGAUAUAUUGACGGAAUUGAUUGUUUUCUAAUUAAACUUGUGGAAAAAGGAAAGAAGAUCUUAUGCAAUAAAGUUUUCACGGUUCCAUUUGCGAGUCAUAGCCAUGGGGAAGGUCCACCAGAUCAACUUUCUGUUAUACCUUUACCUUCCAGCUGUGGGCGAUCAUUUCUUUCUAAUGGCUUCUUGCUGUUUGCGAUAUGGACAAAGAAAUUACAGGCCUUAUCAUGGAAAGUCAUAUUGCACUGUGCAGAUCCAUCUGGAAGCAGUUGUGGAUGUAGCUCUGUUCUGGGAAAUAUUGCUGUUUCUGGAAAGGACAGGUUGAUAACUUCUGCGGGAAAAUUCUAUGCCACCGUUGAUUUGGGUUCAUCACUAUUUCCAGAUGAACACAAUUUAGACCAUAUUAUCAGUAUUUCUGUAACUUCUCCAAAUAUGCUGUCUGUUCAACAGCGCAUAGCAUCCUAUGAUGUUCCAUGCAGUAAGUAUCAUAUGGCUACAGGCUGUUCUGAUGGGACUGUAAAACUUUGGAAAAUGGUUCAUGCGGAAUCGAGCAAUUCUGAGCUCAAGUUCCUUCCUUGGGAGCUUGUGGGUAUAUUCGCUGCACAUGAAGGCCCAGUUAGUGCAGUUUCUCUGUCGUGUUGUGGUGGUAAAGUUGCGACUGUCAGUAUGAAUGAUAGAAACAGUACCACCAGUCUCCAUAUCUGGGAGCCAAUAUGCCUGAUAAGUGGUGGGGAUUUUCUCUUAGAAGAUGCAAUAUCCUUGAUUGGGCCUGUUACUGGUUUAAGCUGGUUAUCCAUAGGGAAUGGCCAUUUGCUGCUUGCUGUCUGUUUGCCAAAUGAAUUACACCUGUAUUCAGAGAAGAGAACCGAUCUAUUUCAGGAAAGAUCAGGAAAGUCCAGAGAGAUGCAAAUUUGGUGCUGUAUAGCACUAUCCCAUACUUAUCCUGCUUCUCGUGACUUUUCAUGGGGACCUAAGGUGACUCCUGUGCUUAUUCAUGACAAGUAUUUUUCUCUCUUAAGUCAGUGGUUAUUUAUAGCAGAAAAUGGAAAUCUUCAAGAGGACAAGGGGAGAUUUGUUGGUGCAAUGGAUCAAAGCAUAAAUUUUCCUAUUUUUUCAGAAAGUGACAUUUAUGAUACUAAAAUAUCAUUGAAAAAGGGUAACAAGGAGAAUGGCGUAGAUAUCAGCACUUUAUUUCCGGAAAGGUUUCAAGCACACUCAAAUUUUGGUUCUGCUUCAGGAAUCAGGAUACAUAAUCUGCUAGAUUUAGCAGAUAGAUUGUGUGAAACAUUGCCAAUCCAUCACCCCAUGUCACUUCUUCAGCUUAUGUAUUCAGGUAACUGGAAACGCGUAUAUGUUGUUCUGGAACAUCUUGUUGAUGCUAUCAAAACUGCUGAUGCUUCUGCAACAUCUUCGGUUACCAGUAAAUCUGGAGAACAUUAUUGUUAUGUUCCACAGAUUGAUUUAUCUAGCUAUUUCAAAGAAAUUGUCCCUACAGAGUUGUACAAUAAGGGCUUACAGUGGGGCCAAGAGAUCACUUCAGGAACAUCUACUUUGUUUUUUCAAAAUCAAGGUUUUCAGUUUGCUGAUGAUAGUUCGAGCAAUAAAGCUUCUGCAAAUUUUUCUUCUGCCACCUCACAAAAAUAUGAAAUUGUGGAUUUCAUUGGAAGUAUAGAGAAGUCCCCUGAUAUUAAGGCUUUAAGAAACAUUGAGAGAACCCAGCUCCUUGCAAUCGUUGAUCUUCUUGGUGAACUCAAGGAAUCAACCUAUUCUUCUGCAUAUGAUAGUCUUGAUAAACCUGGACGAAGGUUCUGGGUUGCAGUGCGAUUUCAGAGUCUGUAUACUUUACGGAAGUUUGGAAGAUUGUCUGCAGAAGGACCUGUCAGCUCUAGGUUGCUUGCAUGGGCCUUGCAGUCUGAUUGUCAUGACAAUCUUUUAGGCUCUCUUUUGUCUUCUAAUCCAUCUUGGCCUGAAAUGCGGAGCCUGGGCGUUGGAUUUUGGUUUACCAAUGCAUCUCAAUUGCGGACAAGGAUGGAAAAGCUCGCAAGAUCUCAAUAUCUAACAAGAAAGGAUCCCAAGGACUGUGCACUUCUAUACUUGGCAUUGAAUAGACUUCAAGUUUUGACUGGCCUAUUUAAAAUCAGCAAAGAUGAAAAGGACAAACCGCUAGUUGGAUUUCUUUCACGCAAUUUCCAGGAGGAAAAAAAUAAAGCUGCUGCAUUGAAAAAUGCCUACGUUCUAAUGGGAAGGCAUCAAUUGGAGCUUGCUGUAGCAUUUUUCCUUCUUGGAGGUGAUUCAUCUUCGGCAGUCACCGUCUGUGCAAAAAACCUUGGAGAUGAACAACUUGCUCUUGUAAUUUGCCGAUUGAUUGAAGGACAAGGUGGUCAACUAGAACGUCAGUUAAUAUCGAAUGUCUUGAUUCCUAAUGCUGUUGAAAAGGAAGAUUUCUGGCUGGCUAGCCUGCUUGAAUGGGCAUUAGGGAAUUAUUCUUGCUCCAUCACUAAGUUACUUGAUUCUCGGGAGGGGCAACGGACUCAGAAGUCUGCUGUAUCCAACUUUUCUGCCUUUUUAGACCCGGAUAUUGGACAGUACUUUAUAACUUUAGCAUCUAAAAAUAAUAUGAAAAAUUCUUUAGGAGUUAUGGUGCUAUCUAAAUUAGCAACACUGAUGUCUGCAAAGGCCUUCAACAGAUGUGGAUUUCCUCUUGAAGCGCUCGAGUGCUUUUCCUCUUCUUUGAGUGUUGGGAGCAAUGACCGAGGUCUGUCGGACAUUGAACCUCACAUGAUUUUUCACAGAAUACUGAGACCUUUCUCUACUAGUGAUUGCAAUUGGUUGCUAUCAGGCAUAGCUGAUGCUUUAGAGUUAAAUGCUAAGUUGGGCAUGUCAAUGCAAUUCAUUUCAAAAUUGCUAAAGGAUCAUCCAAGCUUCCCCCUCGAUGAUUUAUCGUCCUGUGAAAAGUUAGCCUUUCAUGAACAUGAUGAUUAUCAAGAUGAAAAGCAAGUAUAUGAAUGCACACAUAAGCUGCACUCAGCAAUCUCCAUAUUUGAGCAGAAGUACUUAGUCGAAUCAGUUGACCUAGCCAACAUGAUCCUAGUCUUUGUGAGUAAUAAGGGACUGCUUUUUCAUGGCUACCUGUUGUUGCAUGGCAACAACCCUAAGGGGCAUGACAGUAAGCAUGAUAGAAAACAUAGUUCUAUAUUAGAUUCUGCUCUAUGGAGGUUUCUUUUAAAGGCAUGCCGAGAGAUAUCAAUUGUAUUUUCUCGGUAUAUUGUAUGUUGCAAUUUAACUGAUUCAAUAUUGAAGCUUGUUUAUCAAAAGAAUUUCACAUCUGAAAAUAGAAGCUAUUCUCAGAGGGAGUUUUGCUUAAGGAGUGUAAUAUCGUCUAUGAGGACCAUUAGACGAUUUCUGAAGCUUUGUGGUUUUCAUGAAGGUCUUUGUUUGAGAAUUUCUCCUGUCCUUGAUCUUUUUGAAUACUGUGUGCUUCUUGCUUUAAGAUGGCUUAGUAGAAACGUCGAAGGACUGAUUGUGAUGGCCGAAACAAUCUUAAAUUUACCUAUCAAUCAUCAGUCCUUAUUUGAGGUUCGAUCAGGUGAGCUCAUGAACGCUCUAAGACAAUCCUCAGAUUGGAUGGUUCAUGAUCUGUUGGAUGUUGGAGCUUCAACAAAGGGGCAACUUCAACAAAGUGAGACCUCAAUCCUCUCCAUAGCGGAUGAUGAAAUGUGGCCGCUAAUAGGAGUUUGUUUGUGGAUUCACCUAUCAGGUUUUGCAAAUCACCAGUUGAGCAAAGUUCCGGAAAAAGAGCUGAUUGAAGGGAGCACUAUAAUGGAUCUGAUGAAUGAGCUUCCAGUGCUUGUUGCUGAGUUAUAUGUAGAUUCAAUGUCUUAUUUAUCUUCUUCAUUAUCAAGACAGCUUGCAUCCUUUAUUAGACAAAAAAUAUCUAAAGGUUUACCUGUUACUUCGUUUGUUUGGCUGGAGGAACUGAGUAACAAUAAAUCAAGUUCCUUGCAUAAUUUUUCAGACAAAAAAGUUGGUUCCUUGGAACUGACUGGCGAGGAGGAAACGAUGUCCCUGUUGCACAAAUUGUGGGAAAUUUCUGUCUGCCCUGCCAAUGUUUGUGAGAAUUUUGUGAGUCAAAGAAUUGUUUGCUUCCCCUAUAGAAACCAAAAGUUCUCUGGUUGUUGGAAAGAUUUACAGAGAGGUGCACCUGCUGAUGAUGAAAACGAUAUUUCGCCAAGCUGUAAAGCGCAAGGCAGUAUUAGCAACAAUAGACCCGUCAGGGGACAGGAUUCAACAUCUAAUAAUAGUUCAACAACAGAUGCCCUUUUGGAAACUGCAAGAAGAAGAAGUCCCCACAGUGAUAUCAGUUCAUUCCACAACUCAAUAGAAGUACUUAAGAGAAGUGGGGAACUACUAGAGGCAAUUUGUUUCAAUUCUAUUGAUGAGCAUCAGGUUGCGGUUGCAAGUAAUCGGAAGGGGCUUCUCUUCUUCAACUGGAAAACUGAGAAGCAAUUCAGAGAAAAAGCAGAAUACCUCUGGUCAGAAUCUGAUUGGCCACAAGAUGAGUGGGGUGGCUUUGAAUGUAAGCCUGUUCCUACACAUAGUUCUCAAGGCAUUGGUCUUGUUAACAAAAGUGGGUCACACCUCGGGUUGGGUGGAGGAACUGUAGGCUUGGGCUCAUUAGCAAGACCAGGCAUGGACUUUACCGGUGGUGCAGCAUUUGGGAUACCAGGUUAUGCUGGUAUAGGAGCUGCAGGCUUAGGUUGGGAUGAUCAAGAAGAUUUUGAGCUUGUUGACCCUCCAGCAACAGUUUCAAACAUAAGCACAAAAGCCUUAUCUCAUCAUCCAUGUAGGCCUUUCUUUUUGGUUGGGUCAAGCAAUACACAUAUUUAUCUCUGGGAGUUUGGGAAGGACAAAGCUGCAGCAACCUAUGGUGUUCUCCCUACAGCCCAUGUCCCUCCACCUUAUGCGCUUGCAUCUGUUUCUGCCUUGCAAUUUGACCAUUGCGGACACAGAUUUGCUUCAGCUGCAUUAGAUGGAACUGUAUGCACAUGGCAACUUGAGGUCGGAGGAAGGGGCAAUGUGUGGCCUACAGAAUCAUCCUUCUGUUUUAGUAGUCAUGCAUAUGAUGUUGCGUAUGUGGCUGCAAGCGGAUCAAUUCUUGCUGCAGCUGGACACAGCUCCAAUGGUGUUAGUGUUGUUGUAUGGGACACACUGGCACCUUCCGUCACUUCUCAAGCUUCAAUUGUGUGUCAUGAAGGUGGUGCACGCUCUCUAUCCGUCUUUGAUAAUGAUAUUGGAAGCGGCUCUAUUUCACCAUUAAUCGUCACAGGAGGGAAAAAUGGUGAUGUUGGGGUUCAUGACUUUCGUUUCAUUGCAACUGGGAAGACCAAGCGUAAUAAAAAUUCUAGUCAACAGGACUUAAAAUCUGGUGCCACUCAUGAUAAUGGGAUGCUCUGGUAUAUACCAAGGGCUCAUUUAGGAAGUAUUACCAAGGUAGCAACCAUCCCAGAUACAAGCCUGUUCUUAACUGGCAGCAAAGAUGGCGAUGUGAAGCUUUGGGAUGCGAAAAGAUGUCAAUUAGUUUUCCGUUGGCAGAAGAUGCAUGAUAGACACACUUUUCUUCAGCCAAACUCUAGAAGCAUUGGUGGAGUUGUCAGGGCUGCUGUCACCGAUAUCCAGGUGUUUUCUCAUGGUUUUCUCACAUGCGGUGGUGAUGGUUCUGUGAAGCUUGUAAAGCUGAAAUGACUACUAAAAAUUUACGAGGAGUAAAUUUCUGUAGGGGAGCUGCUUCAAAAAUUUACGAGGAGUAAAUUUCUGUAGGGGAGCUUCUUCUGAUUUCAUUUGGUUCAGUUUUGACGCCUCAGACUUAAAUUGCAGAGAUACUAGAUUUAUUGAGUGCCUAUUUGCCACGAGUCUAUAAUAGUGCACCUCUGUGUGCUGAGGAGCUAGUUUUGACCGCAUCAUGUAAAGUAGUAAGCUACACCGAAGAAAGGGUAUAAAUAAGAGAUGCAAAUUUCUACUGUUAUCAUGUAUAUUUUGUAGUCCUUUUUCACUUGCAUUCAUAGCCCCAGGCCCAAAUUUCUUGUAGAUUUUCUCCGUCUAUGUUAUAUGUAUGCGUACAUUAUUCAUUACAUCAUUCUUUACAUGGAAAUUGUAUAUACACUUUUUAAGCUUUCUGCUUCUCAAUUUAUAUAAAUGUAUAUAUACAAAUGAUGACUUUGAAACA